AGCAUGAAAGUUUUACUGCCGUUUUUACCUCGAUCUGUCUUGGUCACUGGAGCCAACAGAGGUCUUGGCCUUGAGUUUGUAAAGUACUUUGUAAAGAAGAAUCAGCUGCCUGGUGCUCAGCAAACUACUGUUAUAUCAUGUGCACGAAAAAUGAGUCCAGAGCUUGAAGAACUUUUGGAAGACAUCCACCAUAUUGAUGUUGAUGUGACAAAUGAGGUUCAAGUAAAUGACGCAGCUUCGAAAGUAUCGAAAAUAGUUGGUAGUGAUGGUUUAUCCCUGCUGAUUAAUAAUGCAGCUAUCAUGAGACAUGGAAAGGGAGUAUCAGGAUGCUCAGUUGAAGAAAUGAAGGAAACGCUGGAUACAAAUUUAAUAGGUGUUCAUGCAAUGACAAGAAGCUUUCAGCCCUUGUUAAAACAAUCUGCAGAAUCCCAAGCCGACCUGCCAAUUUCCUGCUCAAGAGCUGCUAUUUGCAAUCUCUCUGCUGAGCUUGGUAGUAUUAAAGGGACCAACAAAAACUUUUUGUACACUGCCUACAAGGUCAGUAAGGCAGGUUUGAACAUGUAUACGAAAUGUUCAGCAGUUGACCUCAUCAAAGACAAUAUCAUCUGUUUCUCUGUGCACCCGGGUUGGGCUCAAACUGGUCUUGGUGGACCUCAGGCCCCACUAUCUGGGGAAACUGCAGUAGAAGAUAUGAUCGAGAUCAUGGGGAAUUGUAAUAAGAAGCACAAUGGUGCAUUUUUAAGAAAAGGAAUGAAUUCGAUUAUGUUUUGAAAGUUUUCAAGUUGACUAAAAUAGGAAUUUAAUUUUACAGUUUUGUAAAACCAUAGCUUGAGUGGCCCUCAGCUCCAUGAACAAAUAUUUAAAUAACAAUUUUAUUUAAAUGUCGUUUUAGUAUUUUUAAUUAGCUAAGUGACCCUUGGUUUACGAGCUUAACUUGGUUACAUUAUAUUAUUAGGUUCCGGUUUGUUGAUGUAUAAAUAUAAGUUUGAGAUGUUUUUUAUGUUGAAUGAAAUAUUUUCUUCUGCAAUAAUUUCAUCUGUUUCAUUGUAGAGAGUUGUUUGAAUAAGGAUGCACUACAUCACAACUUUGUUGAUGCAUCAGCAAAAGCAAAAAUAAAUAGAUUUUAAAGUAGAAUGUUCCCAAAACAGCUGCUUAACAAUCUAUCACAAUCUAUAAUCGGUCAUAACCCAUUGGGACACUUACUACUUCCUUCCUUAAAUAUGUUUUUAGCUAGUUUAUAAUUGCAUUUUGAUAACGACUAAUUAAUUAAAGUUCUUUACUAUUUAGAU
Molecule: messenger RNA, 1289 nt
Organism: Bolinopsis microptera
Lineage: Eukaryota; Metazoa; Ctenophora; Tentaculata; Lobata; Bolinopsidae
Product: C-signal-like
Exons: 1
Coding region: 4-771 (255 amino acids)
Cellular component (GO): cytoplasm
Molecular function (GO): oxidoreductase activity
Source: RefSeq, a predicted model, not a curated record